Messenger RNA from Cynocephalus volans (Philippine flying lemur), 348 nucleotides. RefSeq names its product ABRA C-terminal like (gene ABRACL). The transcript is spliced from 3 exons. Gene Ontology annotation, biological process: regulation of actin filament-based process. The coding region runs from base 103 to 348 and encodes 81 amino acids. Lineage: Eukaryota; Metazoa; Chordata; Mammalia; Dermoptera; Cynocephalidae. The record is from RefSeq and is a predicted model, not a curated record.
UCCUCAGCCUCUUCCUCCCCGGUGCACUGAAGAAGAUAACCGGGUUCGGACCGACCGGCACCCGUUCUUCUUCGGAAAAGAAAACGAGGCGGAGAGACAGCAAUGAAUGUGGAUCAUGAGGUUAACCUCUUAGUGGAGGAAAUUCAUCGUUUGGGUUCAAAAAAUGCUGAUGGAAAGUUAAGUGUGAAAUUUGGGGUCCUCUUCCGAGAUGACAAAUGUGCCAACCUCUUUGAAGCAUUGGUAGGAACUCUCAAAGCUGCAAAACGAAGGAAGAUUGUUACGUACCCAGGAGAGCUACUUUUGCAAGGUGUUCAUGAUGAUGUUGACAUUAUUUUGCUGCAAGAUUAA